AUGUCCGAAAAGUACAGCAGGCCAGCGCAGCCCCCUCCCUCGUACGCGCCCCAGCAGCAGCAGGAUCAGCAGCAGCCUGAGCAGCAGCAGCAGCAGCCCGACCAGGACUACCAGUUCCGCCAGGACCAGUACUACAACCUCAACUCGAAGUCCGACGGCGCUCCCAUCGGGUCGUUCGAAGAGAGCUUUCCCACGGAGAACGACAACAAAUUCCGGCUCAACGACUGGCCGUUUACCAUCUUCUUCCUGCUGACGGUGUGCGGCUUUAUCGCGAUCGCAGGCAUCACGCUGCGAGCGUGGGCCAACACUUACUCGCUCACGGGCUCCGGCAUCUACGACGGGCAGAACACGGGCACGCUUAACACAAACUCCGCGGUGCUCCUAGUCUUCUCCUGUGUCAUAGCGCUCAUCUUCUCUAUGCUCGGUCUCGUCCUCAUGCGCGCGUCGCCCAAGUGGUUCAUCUACUGCGGCAUGGUGUUCAACAUCAUUUCCGGGCUCGGGACCGCCAUCGCGUACCUCUCCAUGCGCUACUGGUCCGCGGGUAUCGUCUUCCUUGUCUUUACCCUUAUCACGGCCUGGUGCUACUGGGGCAUGCGUUCCCGCAUCCCUCUCAGUGUCGCCAUCCUUAAGACGGUCGUCGACGUCAUGAAGAGGCUGCCUCAGGUCUACUUUAUCUCGUUCCUGGGCUCCAUUCUCGCCAGUGCAUUUGCGAUGCUCUUCUCCGCAGUCAUCGUGGCCACUUAUAUGAAAUACGAUCCUUCGCAGACAAACGGCACAUGUGCCCAGGGAGGUGGCUCUUGUACCAAGUCGAAGCUCAUCGGUAUCCUCGUCCUUGUCUUCUUCUGUGGGUACUACAUCUCCGAGGUUCUCAGAAACGUUAUCCACUGCACUGUCUCCGGUGUCUACGGCUGCUGGUACUACAUGUCUAAAUCUGACCAAGGAAUGCCUCGUUGGCCAAGCUUCGGCUCGCUUAAGAGAGCCCUCACGGUGUCUUUUGGCUCUAUCUGUUUCGGCUCUUUGAUUGUGUCGCUCAUUGAAACUGCAAAAACUGUGUUCAAUCUUCUCAGAAAUGGGCAAAUCACGAACGUCUCUGACAGCGCGUGGGCACAAUGUCUCUUCAUUGUCAUAGACUGGAUUAUUGGUUUCCUUGAGUGGUUGGCCCGCUACUUUAAUCACUACGCCUACUGCUUCAUUGCCUUAUACGGCAAACCAUACCUCAGAGCCGCCAAGGAAACGUGGUACAUGUUGAGAGAAAAGGGCAUGGACGCUUUAAUUAAUGACAAUCUCAUCAACAUUGCCUUGGGAUUCUUCUCUCUUUUCGCUAGUUACAUGGCGGCGCUAUUUGCGUUCCUCUACCUUCGCUUUACAAGCCCUAGCUACAACUCUGGAGGCGGCUUCAACGCUCCACUGAUGGCGUUCUCGUUUGUGAUUGCUCUCCAGAUCUGCAACAUCGCCAACGAGACUGUCAGAUCUGGUACUGCCACAUUUUUUGUCGCUCUAGGUAACGAUCCCGAAGUCUUCCGCGUGUCUUACCCUCAGAGAUUUGACGAAAUCUUCAGAGCCUACCCAGAUGUUUUGAAGAAGUUGAGCCACCAAAACGUCUAA
Molecule: messenger RNA, 1605 nt
Organism: Lachancea thermotolerans CBS 6340
Lineage: Eukaryota; Fungi; Ascomycota; Saccharomycetes; Saccharomycetales; Saccharomycetaceae
Gene: PNS1
Product: Pns1p
Exons: 1
Coding region: 1-1605 (534 amino acids)
Biological process (GO): transmembrane transport
Cellular component (GO): plasma membrane
Molecular function (GO): transmembrane transporter activity
Source: RefSeq, a predicted model, not a curated record